This is a messenger RNA of Drosophila persimilis, 273 nucleotides long. It is a transcript of the gene ND-B14.5AL, whose product is annotated as NADH dehydrogenase [ubiquinone] 1 alpha subcomplex subunit 7. The record is from RefSeq and is a predicted model, not a curated record. The transcript has a single exon. Gene Ontology annotation, biological process: mitochondrial electron transport, NADH to ubiquinone; ATP synthesis coupled electron transport. Lineage: Eukaryota; Metazoa; Arthropoda; Insecta; Diptera; Drosophilidae. The annotation marks the transcript as partial. Gene Ontology annotation, cellular component: mitochondrial inner membrane.
AUGCCUCCCAGCCCCAAGCACCGCGAUGUGGCCCAGUUUCUGAGCAAGAUUCGUGACUUUCUCCUGGGCCGCAGACACAAGACGGCCCACCGCUUCGCGGACACGAUAUCGCCGCGCACUCAGCCCCAGCCGGACAUUCCGUCCGGCCCGUUUCGACGUCUGUUCGGCAACUAUUACUACACGAGGGAUGCACGGAGUGGCGUGAGGCCCACCAUCGAUGUUGUCCAGCAGCGAAAGGACAUGCUGGCAGCCAAGGCAAAGGCCAAGGCUGCG